Messenger RNA from Scaptodrosophila lebanonensis, 1258 nucleotides. Its product is annotated as E3 ubiquitin-protein ligase MARCH5. Gene Ontology annotation, molecular function: zinc ion binding. Bases 148 to 1122 code for a protein of 324 amino acids. The transcript has a single exon. The record is from RefSeq and is a predicted model, not a curated record. NCBI's taxonomy places the organism in Eukaryota, Metazoa, Arthropoda, Insecta, Diptera, Drosophilidae.
ACAUUUUCCGGCAGCCAACAAAAUUACAAGCCCUGCACUCAUACCAAGGUAACAUCGAGUGCUGCGGAGAGAGAGGGAGGUGCGCACAGUGGGAAUAGGAUUGCAAUUGUGUUAAAGGUUGUUGGUGAGUCCACGUCGAUAAGAGGAAUGCUUCGCUCCCGCGGCACACGCCGUCCCCGUCGCAUUACCAGUGGCGUCGACCAUGCGAACGAGGACGAGCGAAUGUGUUGGAUUUGUCUGACCACCGAGGAGGAAAUGCCGCGCACCGACUGGCUGCAUCCCUGUCGAUGUCGCGGCACAAACAAGUGGGUGCACGAAACGUGCCUGAGUCGUUGGAUCGAUGAGAAGCAGCUGAUUAGCCCGGACAUGCCAGUUACCUGCACCCAGUGUCGGACAGAGUACAUCGUCGUGAUGCCGCCGCUAUGUCGCUUCGACUCCCUACUCGAGGUCGUGGACAAGACAUACGAGCGCAUGUGCCCCAGCGCCGUAAUGGGGAUGCUGGCGGCCACCAUCUACUUCUCGGCGGUCACCUACGGUGCACUAACCAUGCUCGAAUUAGUUGGGUACGAGACCGGGAUGCAGAUUCUGCAGGAGGACCCCACAUUGUUGAUGAUAGUGUUACCGGCAUUGCCUACGAUACUCCUAUUGGGUCGCAUUGUGAGCUGGGACGACAGCAUACUGAGUUGGGUGCGACGACACAAUCGACAUCCGGUGCCGCCAGAGCAGCGCGAUGAGCAGGGCGAGCCCCUGCCGGGUGCACCUCUGGACGACAACUACUUUGAGGAGCAGGAGCGAGAGAAUCCAUCCGUAGAUGUCCUGCAGGUGGGCCCUCUAGGUACCGAGAACAUCAUGCGCGCCUCCUGCAGCUUCUGUACAGCACUAAGUCUGCCCUCGUUUGCCGUCGUCAUCGGCAAGACUUUGUACGCACGCGUCGAAAGCCGCAUGCUAGCCAUAUUGCUCGGCGGACUCACCUUCGUGGGCCUAAAGGGACUAGCCAGUGUCUAUCUCCGGCGGUGCCAGUAUCAGCGCAAGCGCAAGCGAUACGUUCUGGAUUACACACCCCAGAAUAUCUGGCGGAAUGCGCGGCGAUCGCGAACAAGGUCCGGGCCGGCGAGGCGCUGAAUCCCAAGCAGAGCUCGAGCUCAAUAGUGUAUCUCUGUGUGUGAAAAAUAUGCGUUGUAGCCCAAUUGACGGAACAUGUGGGUCUGUUGGGUAAAAUCGAAUUGUCUUUUUACUGAAGCUCGGCUAAAAAAGAAAA